Amaranthus tricolor (Joseph's coat) is the source of this 1275-nucleotide messenger RNA. Its product is annotated as inactive protein RESTRICTED TEV MOVEMENT 1-like. Bases 299 to 865 code for a protein of 188 amino acids. The record is from RefSeq and is a predicted model, not a curated record. The transcript has 3 exons. Lineage: Eukaryota; Viridiplantae; Streptophyta; Magnoliopsida; Caryophyllales; Amaranthaceae.
UAUUCCUUAAUAGUACAUGCUAGAUUAAAAUCGCAAAAACAAUGGCAAUAGGGUUGUUGCCGAAUUGUGAGGACUCGAAUUUGUUUUACUUGGAUGCCUCAACUUUGCUUUUGCAACUUUUAGCUGCAGAUGUCACUGUAUAAUCUUAUACAACUAUUUCACCAAGCAUGUAAGGAAACCAUAUAUACUACAAAUAUUUGAAAGGCCUCAACAUACAUUUUGAGAAGAGGUUUGUUUCAAUUAUUCUUCUAUCAAGAACAGGGAAAAUUUUGGGCAAUUAAAACAGAGAGAAUCCAAAAUGCUAAAAAUCAGUCCUUAUUUAAGAAUUGACGGUAAUUUCUGUCCUGCGGUAAGUAUUGAAAACAUGGAAGAUAAUGAAGUGGUUUGGGAUGAAAAAGGAAAAAGCAAUAUUUCUCAAAUUUUCGUAUCGCAUAACCCUGCCUAUAUAAAAUCCAUUGCAUUCCUUUACAUUGAAGAUGGUGAAGCUACGCUUUCUCCUAUCUUUGGCAGUCAAACUCUUGAUGAUCCCUGUUUCGAUACGGUGACAUUAGAUAAUGCUGACAAAGAUGAAUACAUCACCAAAGUAAGUGGUAUAGCUGCCACGUCGAUUACAAACGUCGGGCGUGGUUUGGCUUCUUUGACAAUUGAAACAAAUAAAAACACUUAUGGGCCAUUUGGAGAGAAACGCACAAGUGUACGUUUGAAUGAGUUUCAUUUUAAAAUAUAUUUGGGACAUAACGAUCAAUUUGGUGGAUUUCAUGGAACCUCUUCACCUUCAAUGCUUAAAUCUCUUGGAGUUUAUUUGAAGCCUAAUAUUCAAGCUCAAGCCACCAAGCUCAAUAGAACUCAACUACCUAUUGACUGAUAUCAAAUACCCAAUUCAUGUCGCCACCACAAUUAAUUCAACUCUACAAUUUAGUUUGCUUUUAUUCAUCAAAUUCUACCUAUUUGGUUUCUGCCCUUUAAUGUAUGUAUAUAUUUUUUUUUAUUUGAAAUAAAUAAAAAAAAAAACAUAUGUCCAGAAAUACUCCUUGGUAUUUUACAUGUUCUAUAGAAUACAAGGCCGGCCCUAGGACUGGGCCCAAGAGGCAACCGCCAGGGCCUAUGUUAAGAAAGCAGAAGUUAAGUAUAUUUAAGGGCCUAUCUGUAAUCAAUAUGAUAAGUUACAAGAAGCCUAAAUAAUAACUCAUUAAACAGACUUUAGAAAGGUAAAGAGUAUUUAUUUAUUGGAAAAACUACUAUAAAUAAUCUAAUCUCUCUCUUAUUUUCCUGCAA